GCAGCGUCCUUUAUGAAUCAUAAGCUGCCGGGAAGAAAAAAACUUUUUUAAAGACAGAAUCAAUUAAUAUAAAUAGAAAGGGUUAGUUAUGAUAUGGGAUUAUCUUUCAAAAUCUAUCAUUAUAAAUGAAAUUCAGCAGCAAAAAACCCGUUUUAUCGCUAUUAGCAGCAACCCUUCUCGUUGGAUCGAAUGCACUGGAGAUGCAACCUUCGUUUAGAGAGGGAAACUUCAAAAAUAUUGCCUUUACUGCAUUGAUAGGUGGCUCGUCCCACCACAAUUGGGUAUUAUCUAUCAUCGAUGAGCUCGGUGAUCGUGGACAUAAUGUGUCUUAUUUGACUUCCACACAAGAAACCCGAUUUGGCCAACCUUUUCAAAAUGUCAGAACCGUUGACAUAGGACCCGAGGUUCCUUAUGACAAGGUUAAGGUAAUGCAAGAUAUGUGCUCUGGAAAGCCUCCAAUCGAAAUAUUUUCUAAAUCGAUGCCUUUAAUGACUGCACAUUACGAAAGAGACUAUUUUACUUAUCUAAGUUAUUUUGAAAGUAAUCGCAUUGAUUUGGCGCUAUGUGAUCACUUUGUAGAUGCAUGUGUUGAUGCUGCAAAUACUUUGAGCAUACCAUUUAUUGUAACAUCAACCCUUGACUACACUUCUGAGGCCGCUGCACCCUACAUUAACAACAACAUGAACACCAUGAGCGAUUAUACAACUGAAUUCCAAAGCUUUUCAACACGUUUCAAGAACAAAUUCAUUGUCCCUUUAGAUGCCCUAUACAGAUUUUAUCCGCAUAUCAAAGACAUGAUGGCUAGAAAAAGAGCCAUCGGGAUUGAAGCCAAAUUCGAGACCCCCGAAUCCGCCUGGAAAGAUUCUAUUAAAUUGGUCAACAGUUUAUUUGGGUAUACUGCUGCUAGACCCUUGGGUCCCCUGUCAGAACAUAUCGGUCCUAUUAUUCCCAAAAAGUACAAACCCUUAACCGGCGAGCUUGAGCAGUACUUUAGCUCUCAUGAACGUGUUGCCUAUAUUGCAUUCGGUCAGCAGGCCGUACCUUCGGAACAAAAUAUCAGACUAAUUUUAACAGGUCUCUUAGAGAGUAUCGAGGCUGGGACUCUAGAUGGAUUCCUUUGGGCCACUGUCAACUCCGGUGGUAGCUUCCCUGAUUCCAUUACCACUUCUUCCAAUACCACUUAUAAUGUUCUGGAUAUGUUUAGCCACGCAAACCCUCAUGCGCGUAUGAUUAAAUGGGCUCCUCAAAUUGCUAUUCUCGCACAUCCAUCGACGGCAGUAUUUGUGUCUCACGGCGGUUUAGGCUCUUGGUAUGAAUCUAUGUAUGCUGGUACACCUAUGAUCAUGUUCCCAUUUUUUGGGGAUCAACCUGGUAAUGCUUUAAUCAUUGAACGUAGUGCAUUAGGUGGUAUUAUCAAAUCAGACGGCCCUGUAGAAGAUGCUGUUGAGUUAUUUAAGAAGGUUGUUAUCGAUGAAGACGACGAAAUCAAGAAGAAUGUCAAACGUAUUCAAGCUCUCACUCAAAUCCAUUCCGAACAUAGCAUUCUUCGUGCUGCCGAUAUUGUAGAAGAGGUUGCUUAUACUCAUAAAGACAACAAACUUCUUCAUCGUCAAACUGCCAGUCUUAAUAUGCCAUAUAUUAAAUCUCACAACAUUGAUUUGUAUGCUGCUCUCUUGUCCCUUUUGACUGGUGCUUUAGCCUUAGCUGUCUUCAUAAUUAGCAAGGCUUUGGGGGCGAAGCAAAUAAAAAUGAAGACGCAAUAGACUGCUGUAUUAUAUAUUUCACCGUACAAUUAUUACCUCACUUUACUAUCAUUUAAUUAAAUAAAUUGUCAUUUCAUAAGUUGUAAAUCAUCU
Molecule: messenger RNA, 1856 nt
Organism: Mucor mucedo
Lineage: Eukaryota; Fungi; Mucoromycota; Mucoromycetes; Mucorales; Mucoraceae
Exons: 4
Coding region: 126-1763 (545 amino acids)
Molecular function (GO): UDP-glycosyltransferase activity
Source: RefSeq, a predicted model, not a curated record